This is a messenger RNA of Phascolarctos cinereus (koala), 1274 nucleotides long. It is a transcript of the gene NRN1L, whose product is annotated as neuritin 1 like. Gene Ontology annotation, cellular component: plasma membrane. Gene Ontology annotation, biological process: neuron projection extension; nervous system development. The record is from RefSeq and is a predicted model, not a curated record. Lineage: Eukaryota; Metazoa; Chordata; Mammalia; Diprotodontia; Phascolarctidae.
AGCCCCAGAUCGCUGGCUCCGCACUCGGGCUUUGGAGCCACUGGGACUGAGGUGGGAGCGGGCUCCCGGCGCUGCCGUGCCCUGGGACGAUGCGCUCCUGUUGCCGCCGCCGCCGCCGCUGCUGUUGGAGACCACUCACCUUCCCGGGGUUCCUGCUACUGCAGCUCAUCCUGGCCCCGGGUCCUGGAACUGCUGCCACCCCUAACAGAUGUGAUACUAUUUACAAGGGCUUUGCUGACUGUCUGAUCAGCCUUGGGAACAGUAUGGACCAGAGUGGGCAGACUGACAAGGGGGCUGACCUCACACCCCCUGAACUCGAAUCCAUCUGCAGGUCAUGGGAAAACUUUCAGACCUGUGCCAGUGGGGUCCUGGCCAACUGCCCACAAGAGGCAACUGCCAUCUGGGCGUCACUGACGGAAGAAUCCCGCAAGGUCCAAUACCCAGGCAACCUACAUGACCUGUGUAGCUCUCAGCCCUUCCCCCCAAGUAGCGUCAGGGGUGUGGCCAGUGAGGAGACCAACCAGGAAACCCUGCAAGGGGCUUCAUCUCCCGCCUCCCUUGCCCCUGCCCCAGCCCCAGCACUGUUGGCUGCAGCACUGGCCCUUGCCUGUAUCCUGGGGCCCUUAGCUUAGCUCUUCAAGGAGAGAGCCUAGCCCUCACAAUCCACCCCAGAGAGAAGCCUGAGACCUAUUCUAGUUCAAUCCAGUGUUUGGAUUAAACUCCUACUGUGUGCAAAGCACCAAGGUGGGGCUGGGACUACAAAAACCUAAUUCCUUUCCUUGGGUCCAGCCCUUCCUUUUCCCCACUUGGCCCUGGGUCGUCCUGGUCUAAAGGAGCUGCCCAUUUUCUCCCUGCCUUCCUGUAUCCAAGGAAAGGGUGUGAAGGAACACCUUCCAAAGCUCCUAGCACUCAUGGGGGAAGGGGAAUCCCUGUGUCCCAUGUCCCUCUCCUUGGUAUCCACUUAGUGGGGAAAGCAGGAAUCCCCAAGUUCUGUGGGGCUCCUUAGCCCCUCAGCUUUCCAAGGACAACUCCAACUGGGGCUCCAGUUGCAGGGGGGCAGCUGCAGAGACCUUUCCAAAGCAAGGGCUUACAAGCCCUCUUGUCCCCCAAGCCCCAUUCUCCCCAGAGUUCCUGCCUCUAUUGAGGAAUCCCUGAACUCCACAAAGCCCUGGGAGCCUUGUACCAGAACUGGACACUGCCCCACACCUCUAACACCCCUCCGUCUGUCCAGUCUCCGUCUGUUCUGGUUUCAUUAAAAAAGAUCUAUAUUUGUA